Molecule: messenger RNA, 858 nt
Organism: Vicia villosa (hairy vetch)
Lineage: Eukaryota; Viridiplantae; Streptophyta; Magnoliopsida; Fabales; Fabaceae
Product: protein TIFY 3-like
Exons: 5
Coding region: 107-622 (171 amino acids)
Biological process (GO): regulation of defense response; regulation of jasmonic acid mediated signaling pathway; response to wounding
Cellular component (GO): nucleus
Source: RefSeq, a predicted model, not a curated record
ACAACCAAUUACAGCCUCUUACUCUUCAAUGAGUUGCAAGUACAUUCUCACCUUUCAAAUACCUCUCACUAAGUGUUGAAUUAUCUUCUUGAGUUCAUUCUCAGCCAUGGCUAAUACUGAUAGUAUCACUAAUCUUGUCAUUAACAGUGUCAGUGAUGCUGCCUCUGUCAAGAAUUUUUCUGCUAACUGGCCAAUGUCAUCAUCUGGACUGAAUGCAAAAGGUCAAUUUGCCAUCUACUAUAAUGGAAGCAUGUGUGUAUAUGAUGGAAUUCCUGCAGAAAAGGUGCAAGAAAUAUUGAUGAUGGCUGCUACCACUGCCAAGUCUUCUGAAUUGAAAAGUGGAAUUCCAUUCACUUCACUCUUUACCAGUGCCACCCCUUCUUCCCCACAAGGAACUUCUAACAAUUUGCCUUCUCCUCCAUCAGUCUGUUUCCCUGCUGCUGACAAGAGUUCCAUUUGCAGGAUGCAAGAGUUUCCAUUAGCACGAAGACAGUCACUUCAAAGUUUUUUUGAGAAGAGAAGGAUCAGGGUCCGUAGCAAAGCACCUUAUACCUCAUCAUCAUCAAAAGAAGCUAACAACAUGAACAACAACUUCAACACAGCAUUGGUUCCUUUCACUUGAGGGCAAGCAAAUAUGUUGGUGUCAUCAAGUGGUAUUAAUAUGUUAUGUUAUGUUUUCCACACCAUAUUAUAAGCCUAAUUAAUUUAUUAUUAUUGUUGUUGAACCUUAAUGUGUAACGGUUAAUGUCUAGCAAAUAUCCAUUACUAUGGUUAGAAACCAGAACACAUAUCUCUUAAACUGUUGUUAAUGUGUCUGUAUUAUUGAUUAUCAAUUAUGUACUAUUUCCUUUGUAUUAA